UAAACAAGAUUAUAAACAAGAUUAUAAACUUCAAGAUUGAUUGGUGUAUAUCUGUGAGUUUAAUUUAGUAUCUUAUUUUUAUCUAUACGAAAAUGAAUAUCAUAUGCGCUAACAUGAAUAAACUGUCAUUUAUGUCACACUGUUUAUUAGCGUUUGUUGUACGAUUAAUCUUGAUACUGUAUGCCAAUUUCCACGACAAGUACUUUACUGUACCGUACACAGAUGUGGACUACAAAGUAUUUACUGAUGCUGCUAGGCAUGUAAUAGAGCAACAAUCACCGUUCGAGCGUCAUACUUAUCGUUAUUCGCCGUUUUUGGCUUGGCUUUUGACACCAAAUAUCAUACUAUACAAAGACUUUGGAAAGAUUUUAUUUUCCAUAAUAGAUAUACUAAUUGCAAUUUUGAUUAGAAAUAUCCUCGCACGACAGAGAUGUAAUGAGGCUCUCAAAAAUCUCUGUGCGCUCUUAUGGCUCUACAAUCCAUUAACUUUGGUGAUCACGACAAGAGGUAACGCGGAUUCGUUGGCUGUUUUUUUAGUUACACUCACAUUAGAUUUAUUACAGCGAGAUAAAGUUUUAUUAGCUGGAUUGUUUCAUGGCAUAUCCGUGCAUUUUAGAUUGUAUCCAUUGAUAUUUAGUUUGCCUAUGUUCUUAUCCUUAUGUAAAGAUAAUCGUUUUUUGCCAAACAAGGAUCAAUGGAGACUUAUGUUGAGUUGUGCAUUUUCAAUUGUUACAUUGACAAUCACGGGUUAUUAUUUGUACGGCUUCAAAUUUUUGUACGAGAGUUUUCUGUACCAUUUAGUGCGUAAAGACGCAAGACACAACUUUUCUGUAUAUUUUUACAUGCUUUAUUUAUCUGCUAAUCAAUCUCAGGAUAUAAUCCAAAAGAUCAUUACGUUUCUGCCACAAUUAUUAUUAUUAUUGAUGUCGUCGUAUUAUUAUUCAGAAAAAUCCAAGUUGCCAUUCGCUAUGUUUAUCCAGGCGAUAAUUGCAGUAAUAUACAAUCCAGUAAUAACUUCUCAGUAUUUCUUCUGGUUUUUAUCUCUGUUACCUCUUUGUUUGCCAAAUAUCAAGAUGAGUUUCUGUAGAAGUGUAUGUUUAAUAUGUUCUUGGAUUUUAAGUCAGGCUGUUUGGUUAUUAACUGCUUACCUGUUAGAAUUCCAAAGUUUUAAUUCGUUCAAUUUUCUUUGGAUAUCAGGUCUAUUAUUUUUUUCUGUUAAUGUAAAAAUUUUAAUUGAUAUUAUUCAUCAUUAUAGGUGUUGAUUAUCAAAUAUGAAACAUUUAUCUGGUGUCUGAGGUAUUAAUCUUUAUAUAUUUGCAAGAAAGAAAAUAAUUUAA
Nylanderia fulva is the source of this 1337-nucleotide messenger RNA. RefSeq names its product Phosphatidylinositol glycan anchor biosynthesis class M. Lineage: Eukaryota; Metazoa; Arthropoda; Insecta; Hymenoptera; Formicidae. Gene Ontology annotation, molecular function: alpha-1,4-mannosyltransferase activity; GPI mannosyltransferase activity. Gene Ontology annotation, cellular component: glycosylphosphatidylinositol-mannosyltransferase I complex; membrane. The record is from RefSeq and is a predicted model, not a curated record. Gene Ontology annotation, biological process: GPI anchor biosynthetic process.